AUGAGGGUCUUGGCCCACACGGGGUUGGGUGUAGCACCCAGCUUGGAUGCAGAAAAGCCCCACCUGAGUACCCAAGGAGGAUCACAGAAGAUCCCAUGGGGGGACGUGGUUGCCUGGCAUCCAGCCUAUAAACAAGGAACCAGGAGACGGAAACCUCACCUGGAUGGGGCCUCUGACCGUGUCCCUCCUCGUCUGUACCCAGAGCCUGCUGUGGUGUUCGCCAAAGAUCAGCCUGUGCGCAGCGAGAUGAAGGCCGGGGCAGGAGCCAGUGCCACGCUGAGCUGCGAGGUGGCCCAGACCCAGACAGAGGUGACUUGGUACAAGGAUGGGAAGAAGCUGAGCUCAAGCUCAAAGGUGCGCAUGGAGGCUGCAGGCUGCAUACGGCGGCUGGUGGUGCAGAAGGCAGGGAAGGUGGACGCUGGGGAGUACACCUGUGAGGCUGGAGGCCAGAGCGUCUCCUUCUACCUGGAUGUCACAGAGCCCAAGGCAGUGUUUGCCAAGGAUCAGCCUGUGCACAGUGAGGUGAAGGCUGAGGCGGGAACUAAUGCCACACUGAGCUGCAAGGUGGCCCAGGCCCAGACGGAGGUGACGUGGUACAAGGAUGGGAAAAAGCUGAUCUCAAGCUCGAAGGUGCAUUUCGAGGCCACAGGCUGCACGCGGCGGCUGGUGGUGCAGAAGCCAGAGAAGGUGGAUGCUGGGGAGUACAGCUGCGAGGCCGGGGGCCGCAGGGUCUCCUUCCACCUGGAUGUCACAG
Galeopterus variegatus (Sunda flying lemur) is the source of this 754-nucleotide messenger RNA. Its product is annotated as obscurin-like. The annotation marks the transcript as partial. NCBI's taxonomy places the organism in Eukaryota, Metazoa, Chordata, Mammalia, Dermoptera, Cynocephalidae. The record is from RefSeq and is a predicted model, not a curated record. The transcript is spliced from 2 exons.